This is a messenger RNA of Aspergillus pseudotamarii, 1278 nucleotides long. RefSeq lists its product as uncharacterized. Bases 190 to 1236 code for a protein of 348 amino acids. Lineage: Eukaryota; Fungi; Ascomycota; Eurotiomycetes; Eurotiales; Aspergillaceae. The record is from RefSeq and is a predicted model, not a curated record. The transcript has a single exon.
UGCGACUCAGUCUAUAUAGUUUCAUCCUUAUUUUUCUCAGGAGGAAACGAUGGGAAUUGGAUCGAAAAAUACAGACAAAGUUGCCACGCCUAAUUUCUGUCGCUAAUUCGACUCCUUUCCUUGUGCAGAGUACUACACAACGUGGAACGGCUUGUACCUAUAACCAGCAAACAGAUCUUCUUGGUUGUCAUGAGAUCUUCCAGUUGCUUUGUUUAUCCGUCUCACCGUUUCUCCUCGUUUAUAAUCCUUAUUCUACUUCCUAUAAUGGCCGCGGCGAUCACCUCCCCCGUCUACAUAGACUACAACGAAUUCUUUAUAAACAGCAGCAACAUCCUCGCCGUUCCCUAUGAGGAUGUUACUGCCGCUUUUAGGACGCCUGUCACCAACUAUUCUACAGCUAUAGAUGGCUUCGACUGGACGCAGCCGUAUCCGGGAUCUCGCAGAGACGGUCAUAUGGCAUACCUCGAGAUUGCCCAGGAAAUGUCCUUAUCGGCUUCUAUCGUGGAAAAUUCAACCACUGUGCUGUCAUCCCUGACGUUUGGGAUUCCCGGUAGCAUGAGCUCUGGCCGCCAGCCACUGGCCAUGGACGCUUCAUGGUACAUCUGUCGCCACGUCUUCAUCUCUACGAGGCCUGAGGCGAAGCUGGCCGUUGACGGUGGUACCAAGUGCGAUUUUCUAUCCCAAGAAUGCCAGGCUGAUCUCAAGACCAGCCUGACUCAGGAUUGGGGAAAGGCAGCAGAGGGUACCAUGUGUUCGGCACUGGGCUUUGACCCAAUCCCACCGAGCUGCCAGGAGUCGUUUGGCUUUGCCCGUCAGGAUGUCAUAGCUUUUGAUGCUGCCUUCCUCGCAAAUACCACCCUGGCCCCAGUACUGACGAAUAGAGAGCAGCAGCAAUACAGCUGGCGAAUCGGCACCGGAUAUCAUAAUCCUGGCGAUGCAAGCGCUUAUGCCUUGGCCGCCAACCGGACGUACCUCGUGGCUACUGUCUGGGGCUACAGUCAGAGUGCAAAGCACAUUCAAGCCCCCGAAGUAUCGUUUGGCUGCCUUUCGUCUGGCGCAAGCUAUAUCCCGCGACCUCCCUCCCCUUCAUCAUCCACCGUGGCUACAGCGUCUCCAUCGACUUCUCUUCUCCCAAUGGCAACGGCGUCUUCAUCCUCCGGGUCUCAAACACUAACGCCGGCCCGGAUAGCUAUAAUGGGUAUUAUGCUGGUAUUGGGGACGCACAUGUUGUCCUAGGUCGCGCGUACAACAAAUGGAAUGAGCUCAAGAUAAUUCAGG